Impatiens glandulifera is the source of this 3386-nucleotide messenger RNA. Its product is annotated as 110 kDa U5 small nuclear ribonucleoprotein component CLO. Bases 190 to 3156 code for a protein of 988 amino acids. Gene Ontology annotation, molecular function: U5 snRNA binding; translation elongation factor activity; GTP binding. Gene Ontology annotation, biological process: mRNA splicing, via spliceosome. The transcript has 11 exons. NCBI's taxonomy places the organism in Eukaryota, Viridiplantae, Streptophyta, Magnoliopsida, Ericales, Balsaminaceae. The record is from RefSeq and is a predicted model, not a curated record. Gene Ontology annotation, cellular component: cytosol; U2-type catalytic step 2 spliceosome; U4/U6 x U5 tri-snRNP complex.
UUUCAGAGGUUCAGCCGUUUAGCAGCCGCCGGAGGACCGACCAGUCUCUCUUUCUACCUUCUCUCUCUACUAAACCUCAUUUCCACCAUUCCUCGGCAGCUCAAUUAGCCCGUCGGAAGUUCCUAUUUCUAUAUCCUAUCCAUUUCUCCGGCGAAGUUCACUGGUCAAGCUUUAGAGAAAAAGAACACAAUGGAGGAUAGCUUAUAUGACGAGUUUGGAAACUACAUUGGACCAGAAAUUGAGUCAGAUCAGGAUAGUGAUAGAGAGGAUGAAGAUGAAGAUCUGUUAGAUAAGAAUGCAGAUGAAGAUAUUGCUACUGACGGUGAAGAUGGAGGACGUCCAGGUGAUGGAUGGAUAACUACAACGGAUGAUAUUGAUAUGGAUAAUCAAAUUGUCCUUGCUGAGGAUAAAAAAUACUACCCAACUGCUGAAGAGGUUUAUGGAGAAGAUGUUGAGACAUUGGUUAUGGAUGAAGAUGAACAAUCACUUGAACAACCUAUUAUUAAGCCAGUUAGGGCACUUAAGUUUGAAGUGGGUGUGAAGGAUUCGUCUACUUAUGUUUCGACUGAGUUUCUUUUAGGUUUAAUGUCGAAUCCAACUUUGGUGCGUAAUGUUGCUAUGGUGGGAAAUCUGCAGCAUGGAAAGACACUUUUUAUGGAUAUGUUGGUUGAGCAGACGCAUCAUAUAUCGACUUUUGAUCUUAGUAGUGAGAAACAUAUGAGAUAUACAGAUACACGGGUAGAUGAGCAGGAGAGGAAAAUAUCAAUUAAGACUGUACCUAUGUCUCUUGUGCUUGAGGACAGCAACUCAAAAUCAUACCUUUGUAAUAUCAUGGAUACGCCAGGUCAUGUGAAUUUCUCCGAUGAAAUGAGUGCUGCUCUUAGGCUGGCUGAUGGUGCUGUUUUGAUUGUUGAUGCUGCUGAAGGUGUCAUGGUUAAUACAGAGAGAGCUAUUCGUCAUGCUAUCCAAGAACACCUUCCUAUUGUAGUUGUUAUCAAUAAGGUUGAUAGAUUGAUCACUGAGCUUAAACUUCCCCCAAAGGAUGCUUAUCAUAAGCUGAGACAUACAAUUGAAAUAAUCAAUAAUCACAUAUCUGCAGCGUCAUCAACGGCUGGAAAUGUCCAAGUUAUAGAUCCAGUUGCUGGCAAUGUGUGUUUUGCAAGUGCUAAUGCAGGAUGGUCAUUUACUUUGCAAUCAUUUUCUAAACUCUAUGUCAAACUCCAUGGAAUACCAUUUGAUGCAGAUAAAUUUUCCAAACGUCUUUGGGGAGACUUCUAUUAUGAUUCAAGUGACAGAACUUUUAAGAAGAAACAACCUUCUAGUGGAGGUGAAAGGUCAUUUGUCCAAUUUGUGCUUGAACCUUUAUACAAAAUAUACAGCCAAGUGAUUGGAGAGCAUAAAAAGAGUGUGGAGGCAACUCUGGCUGAGCUUGGUGUUACUCUUCCAAACGCAGCUUAUAAAUUGAACGUCAGGCCAUUGCUUAGACUUGCUUGCAGUUCAGUUUUCGGCUCUGCAACUGGCUUUACUGAUAUGUUGGUUCACCAUAUUCCAUCUGCAAAAGAUGCAGCAUUAAAGAAGGUUGAGCAUAUCUAUACUGGACCCAAGGAUUCUCUUAUUUAUGAAGCCAUGGCAAGUUGUGAUGCUUCUGGUCCUGUAAUGGUUAAUAUAACCAAACUUUAUCCCAAACCCGACUGUAGUGUUUUCGAUGCUUUCGGUAGAGUUUAUAGUGGUGAACUUCAGACAGGACAGACAGUUCGGGUCUUGGGAGAAGGAUAUUCACCCGAUGAUGAGGAGGACAUGACAAUAAAAGAGGUAACAAAAUUGUGGGUCUAUCAAGCUCGCUAUAGAAUACCAAUAAGCAAGGCUCCUCCUGGCUCCUGGGUUCUAAUUGAAGGUGUAGACGCUUCAAUCAUGAAGACUGCCACACUUUGUAAUGUGGAUUACAAUGAGGAUGUCUGCAUAUUCCGUCCUCUUCAAUUCAAUACUCUUCCAGUGGUAAAAACAGCUACAGAGCCAUUAAACCCAAGUGAAUUGCCCAAAAUGGUGGAAGGCCUUAGAAAGAUAAGCAAAAGCUAUCCUUUAGCCAUCACUAAGGUUGAGGAGUCGGGGGAGCACACUAUUCUGGGCACUGGGGAGUUGUACUUGGAUUCCAUCAUGAAGGAUCUCAGGGAGCUUUAUUCAGAAGUAGAAGUCAAGGUGGCAGAUCCGGUAGUGUCGUUUUGUGAAACUGUUGUUGAGUCUUCGUCUAUGAAAUGUUUCGCUGAGACUCCCAAUAGGAGAAACAAGAUCACAAUGAUUGCAGAACCAUUGGAGAGGGGAAUAGCUGAGGACAUAGAGAAUGGCAUUGUUAGCACUGAUUGGCCUCGAAAGAAGCUUGGUGAAUUUUUUCAAACAAAGUAUGAAUGGGAUUUGCUUGCUGCUCGUGGUAUUUGGGCAUUUGGACCCGAUAAGCAGGGCCCUAAUAUCCUGUUAGAUGACACUCUUCCUAGUGAAGUUGAUAAGAACUUGCUGAAUGCUGUUAAGGAUUCCAUUGUUCAAGGAUUCCAGUGGGGAGCACGGGAAGGACCUCUAUGUGAUGAACCAAUCAGGAACGUUAAGUUCAAAAUUGUUGAUGCAAGAAUUGCACCUGAACCAUUACACAGAGGUACUGGCCAGAUCAUUCCAACAGCUCGUCGUGUUGCAUAUUCUGCAUUUCUUAUGGCAACCCCACGGCUUAUGGAGCCAGUGUACUAUGUAGAGAUUCAAACUCCCAUAGACUGUGUAUCUGCCAUAUACACUGUGCUGUCUCGAAGGCGUGGACAUGUAACUGCAGAUGUUCCUCAACCUGGGACACCAUCUUACACUGUCAAGGCAUUUUUACCUGUGAUAGAGUCAUUUGGGUUUGAAACGGACCUGAGAUAUCAUACACAAGGACAGGCGUUUUGCCUUUCAGCUUUCGAUCACUGGGCAAUAGUGCCCGGCGAUCCUCUUGACAAGAAUAUUGUCUUGAGGCCACUUGAGCCUGCUCCUGUCCAACAUCUAGCUCGUGAAUUUAUGGUCAAAACAAGACGCAGAAAGGGAAUGAGCGAAGAUGUUAGUAUAAAUAAAUUCUUCGACGAGGCUAUGGUUGUGGAGCUUGCACAGCAGGCAGCCGAUCUUCAUCUGCAGAUGAUCUAGGUUUUUCAACUACCUACCCAACAAAGAUUAAUAUUAUCACUAUUGAUUGUAAAACAACAUUUCCUGGUUUCUUAGUUUGUGUUUUUCUUUCCAGAUCCAACCCUUAGAAAGAACCUACUAUUGUUUAGGCGUUUGUUGUUGACAUGACAAUUUUGAUUAAUGUUGCCAACCUAUGGUGUGUACUCAAAUGUAAUUCAAUAUGAAUCUUAGUUUACGGAUUUAUUGAUUUA